Molecule: messenger RNA, 3725 nt
Organism: Aricia agestis (brown argus)
Lineage: Eukaryota; Metazoa; Arthropoda; Insecta; Lepidoptera; Lycaenidae
Gene: Lk6
Product: MAP kinase-interacting serine/threonine-protein kinase 1-like
Exons: 8
Coding region: 348-1763 (471 amino acids)
Biological process (GO): protein autophosphorylation; intracellular signal transduction; peptidyl-serine phosphorylation
Cellular component (GO): nucleus; cytoplasm
Molecular function (GO): calmodulin binding; calcium-dependent protein serine/threonine kinase activity; calcium/calmodulin-dependent protein kinase activity
Source: RefSeq, a predicted model, not a curated record
ACAUGAUCAAGCAACUCGAACGACAAACCGGCAUAUUCAGUUGGAUUUUAGAACAUCGAAUGGGCGGGCGUGUGUAGAAUGGAUCGUUAAGGACAUAAAUAGUUUUUUUUCAUUCCGCCUUCUAACAGUGUUUGUUUAAUACCUUCUGGCACAUUUUCCAUACAUCCUUCUCGACAGUGGUGCUUUUAUUCAUUUGUUUUAGCGUUUAAUUUCAACCACCUUUUAUUCAAAGCGCCGUUCCGAUUUCUAGUCGAGAGGGCAGCCGUACAAGUUUGAAAGCGGCUUUUGGGUAGAAAUAUCUACUCUCAAAAUUUUGUAAUCGCAGCAACAAGCAUCAAAUAAUCAAAAUGGUGAAGAAAAUUAUAUCGGAAGAAAGUGUAGACAGCGGAGUGGGUCGCGGCAGCAGCCAGUCAGGCAGCGAGAGGGAGUGCGAGGGGCUCAGCGAGGCGUCCGUCCCCGUGCCCAUCCCAGAUAGUGACGACUUGCUGCGCCGCAAGGAGGAGGCCAGGAGGAAGCGCCGCAGGAAGAAGCGCUCUGGCAGCUCGGUGGUCACCUCGUGUUUCCAAGACCUGUACAAGCUCACGGGUGAGGUACUGGGCGAGGGUGCGUACGCGUCAGUUCAGACGUGCGUGAACAUCUACACCGGCCAGGAGUUCGCUGUGAAGAUCAUAGAUAAGGUGCCGGGUCACGCGCGCGCCCGGGUGUUCCGGGAAGUGGAGACGUUCCACUACUGCCAGGGACACCCCAACAUAAUCCAGCUCAUUGAAUUCUUUGAGGACACCGACAAGUUCUACCUUGUCUUUGAGAAGAUCAACGGUGGUCAACUGCUCGCUCGGAUCCAAGAGCACCAAUACUUUUCGGAGCCGCAAGCGGCGGAGAUAGUCCGGGAGCUAGCCAACGCCCUCCACUUCCUCCACGGCAAGGGCGUCGCACACCGAGACCUCAAGCCCGAGAACAUACUGUGCGUGAACCGUGACACGCUCUGCCCGGUCAAGAUCUGCGACUUUGAUCUGGGGAGCGGGAUAUCGUUCACGUCGAGCCUCGCGAGCCCGUUGGCGACACCGCAGCUUAUGACGCCGGUGGGCAGCGCGGAGUUCAUGGCGCCCGAAGUGGUGUCCCUGUUCGCGGGCUCGGCGGCGGCGCACUACGACAAGCGGUGCGACCUGUGGUCGCUCGGCGUGAUCGCGUACAUCCUGCUGUGCGGCUACCCGCCGUUCCGCGCGGACUGCGGCGCCGACUGCGGCUGGGAACGCGGCGAAAACUGUCGCGCGUGCCAGGACCUCCUGUUCACGUCGAUACAGGAGGGCCGCUAUACAUUCCCCGAGGAGGAGUGGUCCCACAUCUCGGUGGAGGCGAAGGACCUGAUAAGCCAGCUGUUGGUCCGCGAGGCGUCGCACCGGCUGAGCGCCGAGCGCGUGCUGCAGCACCCCUGGCUGCGCCGCCCGGCCAUCGCCGCCAAACACCCGCCGCUGCAUACGCCGCACAAUAUUAAGAGGAACAUGUCAGCGCGCAACUUGUCCAACUUCGCGGAGUCGGCCAUGGCGGUGAACCGCGUGAUCGCGCAGCACUUCUCCAUGAACUACUCGUACAUGGAGCGGCCGACGCUGCGCCACAGCAAGUCCUGCCACCCGGCCGCGCUGCCGGAAGACGAGCUCGGCCUGUCCCCGCCGGCCGAAUCCCAGUUAAUGCGCCGCCGCUCGCAGCUCGCUAAACCUAUCGCAGCGGCCCACAGCGCCAGGCCCAGUUGCGCCAGCUGCGCUUAGGGCGUCUGGCCCAGUUGCGCCAGCUGCGCUUAGGGCGUCUGGCCCAGUUGUGCCAGCUGAGCUUAGGGUGUCUGGCCACUAGCGCCAGCUGCGCUUAGGGCGUCCCGGCCCAGUGGCGCCAGCUGCGGCCGUCCGCAUUGGCUGUUUACGGCGCGACUGUGUACAUCGAGUGUUUCGAAACUUUCAAAAUCGGCAACUUUUGUGUACGCAGCUCGCCUACUAGCGCUCCGUGUGCGCCAACGUUACGAACUGUAGCAACCCCGAGUAUACGCGACACGAACGAGUGCGUUUUGCGGCCUUACUUCCCGCGCGCAUCGGUUUACCCGAAGUACCUGCUAAAGUGCCGGAUCGAGUCCAAGAAAUGUCCGAUGCGCUUUGCAAAAUUGUAAAUUUCCACAUGAGAUUUCGCAGCCCGUCCCGGCCGGCUCCGACGUCUAGAAUUGUAGUGAGGGUCGGGUCUGUUCUAUCGUCACCCUUUCCUAGUUUCUAUCUCUCAGUAAAACCGAUGUAACACCGGACAGUUUAGUUGUAGUGUUUUGUCAAUUUUUUUUUUUAACUCCCGGUAUAACGUCGAUAAACGCAAGCGAGCGAUAUAGGUUUGUUCGAGACGAUAUAAUGCAACACCGGUGCCCUUUGUCCGACUAGCGAGUGCUGGCUUCCUGGCUACUGUGUCCGUCACAUUCCAUCAUGCCAUAACGAAGGAACCCACCAACGUACACCCGAACAGCAAUGUGACCUUCCAAUGUGCACCGCACACCUGUCGUGUGCAUCCCAGCGGUUGUGUUACAAUGUUGAUGUCGUUGAGAGACUGUGCCAACGGUCGAUACCUCCAGUGAUCCUAUCACAUAGUGUGAGUGGUACUUAGUGCUGUAAAGUUUUGUUUGAGCCUUGUAAAGAUAUAUUUUUAUGGGUAAAAAACGACUGAAUAGUUUUAUCAAUAUGUAGGGUGUUUGUGAGUUUAUGUGGGCGGUGCCCGCCGCCCGAUCCGACCCUGGUCGAAAAAUUGUAUUAUUAUUGUAUUGAAAUAGUUGUUCGAUCCUCGUACUUUAAUAGAAAACGGAUGUUGUAAUUAUUUCAGGAUUUGUAAAAUCCGUCGAAUUGAGCUUCUUAUGAACUGGAUUAUGUUUGUGGCCUAUCUGUUGCGUUGGAUGAAUUAAUUUUAGUAGCUCUUUGGAAUACUAGUCCGUCGAAUUGUUUUGCAUUUUACGCUGACAGUGGGGAAAGAUCACAUCUCAUAACGUAAGAAUGAAUAAAUAUAGAUUUAUAUAAGAGUUAGGGGCAAUAUGUGACAUUUUCGCUUAGUUACAAGUGUAUGUUUGGGGUGAUGAUAAAGAAAAAGCUUUGUAUUGUCUAUUUUCAAGAGGGCACUCGUAAACUGUGCCUUCCCUAUGAGUUUACUAUCUGUAUGUAAUUAAAAAGUAUUAAAACUGAUUUGUGAAAAUUUGGCCUUCUUAUAAAUUUUUUUCAACGACUUUUUUCUUGUAACAAGUAAACUCAUGGUCGAAGGCACUGCUGAAUGUCAUAUAUUUUUGACCACAGGCUCAUCUUGUAGCCCAGUGACUGUCCCAGUCAUGGUCUCAGAUAAACAAGCGGACAGUCAGUGGGCUGGAGGAGUUAGCUGUAACGGUAACUUGGAUAAGUGUUGCAUGGAGUUCCAUGGAACUGCCAUAAAAUUGUGAUCAGUUUGAAUACUUUUAUAUUGCUGAAACGUUGAUAUAAUGUUAAGAUUAGACCUGCUAGUAUAUGAUCUGCGUACCACAUUGAUUGGAAGAUUCAAUGGUUUGCCACCAUCGGUACUUUUUGAUUUUUUUUGUUAAUUACUUAAUGAUUGUAAAUGAAAUUUUGUAUUUGGUGGUCAUCCAAUCAAUUAUUAAACUACGGCAGUAAUUACUUUGUUAUAAUUUUGUUUUCGACUAAAUCAUUAUUUUGAACUGUCUUCGAAAUACAGAUGUUUGAAUUUUA